UUUCAUGUAUGUAUUUUGAAAUAUUAUUUGAUUGAAUUCUAAGUUAGCCGGUAGAAUUCGUAUUUAUGGCAUAUAUUGUCAUACCAAACGUGUAUAAGGAGGUAUCCAUGAAGUUCCUAUGAUGUUAAUAGAGACUUUUAGGAUCUCGAUACGUUUGGUAGUGGGAAGGACUCGGAGGGAUGAAUUUGAACCAUUCAAGUUAGAAGCAUUUUGUGCGACGCUGCGGCCGGUUCUUUUAUUCUCCAAGUUACAAAGAAUACGUGAAGACGUUAAUGUACAUAAGCACUUCAAUUUAUUGCGAUUAUGUCGUUUGCGUAUUUGUUAUUUAUAUGCAGCUUCUUAUGGAUUUCGGUUAAUAGCAGCAAGGCAGAACAUGGCAGUUCUGGCAAAAUUGAAGCUUCAUCCAAAAUAUGUCAACAUAUUAAGACAACCCUUACAGGACAUGCGUGUUUCUGUCCACCCGGGUAUAAAUUGCAAGAGAAUAAUACAUGUACAGAUAUCGACGAGUGUCAGACUUACGGGAUAUGCGAUCAAGGAUGCGAGAAUCUCCCAGGAUCAUACAAGUGUUUCUGUCAUCCGGAUUAUUCAUUGCAGGAUGACAAAAAAACUUGCAUAGCUGAUGGUCAAGAGGCUAUAUUGUUGUUUUCUACGAAAACGGAUAUUUUCGAAUACUAUUUCGGUUCGCAAAAACACUUUAACGUGGUGAAAAACUUAGACCACAUCGUCGAUGUGGUUGUAAACGAAGAUUACCUGUAUUGGUCUGAAGUGAAGGGAAAUGAGAGCUCUGUGAUUAAGAGAUUUAAUAUUCAUACGCGUGAGAAGCACGAAACAAUCAUUGCAGGUCUACACAAGGUGACGAGUUUAGCUGUGGAUUGGAUCACGGGAAAUAUAUAUUUUACUGAUUCCGGCUACUUCCGUAUCGGAGCUUGCAAUGAUAAGGGCACAUACUGCACCGUAGUAAUCGAUACUCACAAUAGGGAACCGAGAUCACUUGUCUUGUUACCGACUAAAGGAUUAAUGUAUUACUUUGAAGAAGAAAUUAAUGUUACAAAAGAAAUAAAAGUGGUAGGAAUGGAUGGAAAAAACAUGACAACUCUGUUUAAACCAGAAUUUUUUACGGAAGCAUUGGCUAUUGACUAUCCAAACAAUCGGUUGUACUGGCUAACCAAAGGAGCGAUCCAAUCAGUAAAAUUAGAUGGCACAGAUGAAAGAAAGAUAUUAUAUUUUCCUUCGAUGUCUGCGAUUUCCUUUACGGUUUUCGAGAAUAAAUUGUACUGGAGCGAUUCCGAAUAUAACUCAAUACGAUCAUGCGAUAAAUUUUUCGGAAAAGAUUGCAAAAUCUUACUUCGCACAAUGAACAAUGCCAUAUCUUAUGGUAUGCACAUCGAUCAUCCAGCGAUGAAAUCCAAAGUUUCAAAUCCAUGUCAUACGAAUCCAUGUUCCCAACUGUGUUUGUUGAAUCGGAACAAUAGCUAUACGUGCGCCUGUUCCAUGGACUAUAUAUUGGACACCGAUCGACAUACUUGUCUAGACGGGAAGAAGCAAUAUCUUGUCAUCAUUGCUGGAAAUACAUUCAUAAAUUAUUAUUACAAGAUAUUAGGAACGCCGAAAGUAACUACGAGUACUGUUUCAAAUAAUAUUUCAAUCACUGAAGCAAUUUACGAUCAACUCACUGGCACUAUACUUGCUAUCGAUCAGUAUAAUCACUAUGUCAUUCGCUAUGAUCCGAAAGACGGCAAUAUUACUAAUCUCAUAUCGAUCGAAGAUAUGAUAGUGGGAGGAAUGGCAUUUGAUUAUAUUGGUAAUAAUGUGUACUUGUCGAACUUAAAACACCGAAGUAUUGAAGUACAUAGUUUGACAACUAAAAAAAAUACGAUCUUUUAUUUCUUAAGUGAAGAGCCUCAUUCUAUCGAAACAGUGCCUACAAAAGGCAUAAUGUUUGUGACGUUCAAAACAGAAAUCUCGUUUUUCUUCAAUCUUCAAAAGUUACGUGGAAUAAACAUGAAUGGACUCUCAGGAGAAAAAUUUGGAGCUGUAGUGCUAGCUGAUAAUGCUGAUAAUGCUGAUUCGUCAAGAUUGCUAUUGCGUUACGAUUUGAACUCGUCUACAUUAUUUACAAAUUAUAAAUGUAUUGUCCUACACAUGGUUGAACCGAUAAAAUGCAAAACUACAUCAAACAGUGCGGCAGUAAGUUUUGACGUCACUGAAGAUAGUAUUUUUUGGACUGAACACAAUUCGACACUGUUAUAUCGGAAAACUAUACGCCAAACAAUAUUUGACGAUAAGCAUAUUGUAUUAACUAUGCCUGUAGAUAAAGUGGAAAAUCCACUUGUGGUAAAUGUGCGUGGAAUGGUUAUCCACAAGAAGAAAGGUUGUUUGCAAAAUAAUGGAAACUGCUCACAUGUGUGCUUGCCUUCUUCUCUUCAAUCAUUUAUUUGCGCUUGCCCUCCCGAAAUGGCACUAAGCGCGGAUAAUCGUACAUGUAUUGUGCCGACGUGUCCUAUUCUCACAAUUAAAUGCAGUGAGCAUGACGUUUGCAUAAAGCCGGAACAAUGGUGCGAUGGCCACAAGGAUUGUCCGAAUGGUGAAGACGAGGAAAGCAAUUGUAAGGAGAGUGGUAUUUGCGAGGAAAAUGAAUUUAUGUGCAAUGAUCACACGUGCAUAAAUGCGAACAAACGUUGCAAUUUUCAUAUUGAUUGCAUUGAUAAGUCGGAUGAGCAGAAUUGCUCGGAAAAGCAAUGCAAAACAGGAGAAUUCCGGUGCCAUACAGGAGGAAGAUGUAUACCGCCUUCUUUAGUGUGCAACGGCUUUUAUGACUGUCCUGAUCUUUCUGAUGAGGAACACUGCGUUACUCAUAAAUGCUCUUCGGACGAGUUCAUGUGCGACAUGGGAAAAUGCAUUCCGAAGAAUUGGAAAUGCGACAACGAAUUGGAUUGUCCGGACGGUUCGGAUGAAGCUGAGGAUUGUCACUUCAAAAACAUUUGCGGCCCUGACUACUACGAGUGCGCUAAUGGUCGUUGCAUAUCUAAUUCAUUGAUAUGCAAUCACAUCAAUGAUUGCGUUGAUUAUAGUGACGAGAAAUAUUGUACGAGAUCUGGUUAUUCUCGUAAUUGCACCGAGAACGAAUAUCUGUGUAUGAACUCUGGUAUAUGUGUUUCGAAGAAAGCGAAAUGUAACGGGAUCCAGGAUUGCCCGAGAAAUGACGACGAAUUUCGUUGCGCGUACUGUUUCAAGAACGAAUUCAAAUGUAAAAAUCAGAAGUGUAUCUCGAAGAAGAUGGUAUGCAACAACGUGGACGACUGCGGCGAUAAUUCGGAUGAGACAGACUGUAGCAAUGACAAGAAAAAUCCCAAAGACUGUAAUCAAUUCAAAUGCACCAACGGCAUUUGUUUGUCGUUUAAUAAAGUGUGCGACGGUAUUAAAGACUGCCCGGACGGUAGCGACGAAAAACAUAGAAGUUGCUCAAUAGCUUGUCAAAAUGCUAAAUGUGAAGACCUGUGUCACAAUACACCGAACGGCACUGUUUGCAGUUGUCGAUCUGGAUAUAGCUUGGAUUCCGACGGGAUAUCUUGUAACGAUAUAAAUGAGUGCCAACAAAAUGUUUGUUCGCAGAAGUGUGUGAACACUGUGGGAUCGUACGAAUGUUCGUGCAUAGACGAAUACUCUCUUCGUACUGAUAAAAUUUCUUGCAAAUCUAUCGGACCACAGAUGCAAUUUAUCACCACCACCCUUCAGAAUUUGUGGAAAAUAUCGGCUGAUGGGUCUAACUCUGUUGAGGUAGUGCAUGAUGGAUCAUUGAUUUCAAUCAUCGAUAUAGUUACGAAUGCACGCGAUGAUGCUGUUUAUUGGAGUGACGGGGAUGGUGCUAUUUUGAAAAUCGACGUUGAAACGCAAGAAAUCUUGACCAUAGACGGCCUGACUGCGGGAAACCUUGCGGUUGAUUGGAUCACUAAUAAUGUCUACUACAGCGUCAAGGAUAUAUUCCAAAGGAAUCUUCCGAUUGUGAUUGGGGUAUGCAACUUCGAACAACAAAAAUGUGCAGUGGUGAUCCGGCUAGGUUAUCAAUUGAAAAUAACGACCCUCGCAGUCAACCCAUUAAUAGGUUAUAUAUUUUGGUUUCGAGAGGAUGGGCCCGAGGGCAUGGGGAUAUGGCGGGCAAACUUGAUGGGCACCGACAUAAAGAAGAUCGUCUCUAGGAGUGACACUUCCAUAAUUAACAUGGCGAUCGAUCAUAUAAGAUCCAGAUUAUAUUGGAUGAGCAUGCACAACAACACUAUUGAAUCGUGCAAU
Molecule: messenger RNA, 4290 nt
Organism: Linepithema humile (Argentine ant)
Lineage: Eukaryota; Metazoa; Arthropoda; Insecta; Hymenoptera; Formicidae
Source: RefSeq, a predicted model, not a curated record